CUACAGUGGACGCCUGGUGAUUUACCUCAACAGCAGAUUCUCAUGAGUGUCAGAGUGUGUGUUUCAUCUGAGAACAGAUCGGCACACACACAUACAUACAUGUACAGUACACACAGUUUGUCAGCCACACUAUAGAAUAGGAAUAACACCUUGAGUGCGCUGCGUGUCUGGUUAUCCUCCACUUUUGUUUUCAAACUAAACCGGCAACAGGGAGGAAUUUCAGGCAGACGGCAGGUUUUUAAUGUUUUUUGGAUCAGAGGUCUCUGUUGGGAAAAUCCUGUCUUUUUUCUUAGACCAAGCAGAGAGGCUACGAUGAAGGCUGAUGCUUUGUCAGUGAGGGAGUGCACUUGGAUGUCAGAGGAGUGCCAUCUGGUGGAUGAGCUGCAUGGAGACUCACAGAGGGAGAGCCUGUGUUUACCAAACAUCUUCAGGUCCAAAAAAGUGAGGCCACUCACCAGGAUUCAGACUGGACCCACUUACCAGGUCUACUAUACAGCCAGAGAGCUUCUGCUGGAAGUUCUGGACAGAGGAGCCGUCCGGGAGCUGAUCAGGAGAGCUGCUGGUGUGAAGGCAGGAGCUAACCGUCCGUCACACAUCCAGAGCAGAGAGCAAAGUGCAGAUCUCUCCGACGGGGAGUAUGCCGAGGCAUUAACAUGGUUCUCUAUAGUCCUACAGAGCGGUCUGUCUGUAGGAGAGAACAGUAGCGGCUUUGGCUCUGAGCUGACCCUAAAACUGGAUGGAUGGCAGGGCAUCCUGAAGAGAAAUAGCUUCCAGACCAACCUCCUGUCUCUGACCAGACUGGAGGAUGGAGACAAGUUGGAAGCCCUCUCUGCUUUCUGUAACCACUUAACCAGGCGGUACCAGGCCUUAUACACACCUGGUCAGAACCUGGCUGUGAAGAAAUACAGACUUUCUUACCAGCAGGGUCCUUGCUGUCUUCAUCUUGCCCUCCUCUGCGACAUGAGCUCGGGGUUCAUCUGUAACAUGUAUCUAUACUGUCCGGAGCAACUCCAGAAGCAGAGUAGAAAACCUGUAGUUGAGCAGGUGGUCGGACACCUGCUGAGACCUUUCUGCAGUCACAAACACCUCAUUCAGCUGGACAGCUCUGCUUGGAUGGAGGGCAGACUCACAAACAUCUUCUCCGGCUUUGGGGUCGAUAUUAAAUUUGUUCCAACUAUUAAAACUCCAGUCACAGACCAAACAUCACCUGUAGUGGGGAUGCCACAUCAGCAACACACAUCUGAGGACUCACUGUCUCAACUAGUAGCCCACCUGCAAGGCUGGACCGGACCUGCUCUGUUUCCUCCGUCAGACCUGAAAGGAUCAGUGGAAGAUGUGUUUCUCCCGGGCCUCUGGGCGACGUUACACAUUAUCUGCAUCAACACAUUUGUGCUCCACACUCUGCAGAACCAGGGCUCAGGCAGGCAGGUCCACAUGACUGACUUCACCAGGACUCUAGCCUCUCAGCUGGCUGUGGACAGCAGCAUCACUGUGCCUGUUCUGCCACAGCUGAACAGCACUUCCUAUGCAGAAAUGAGUUUUUCUAAGCAAAGGAAAAAUACUAUCAGCUGUGCUUUGGUGAUGGAAAAUGAGAAACCAGGCUGCAGAUCUGCAAAGAGGCUGCAAAGGUGGAACAGAGCAGGAGUGUGCGGUCUGGACAACUCGGGCAACUCCUGCUACUUAAAUGCUGUGUUACAGUGUCUGUGUUCCACUGUGCCCCUGGUGGAGCACCUCCUUAAUCAGGACACUCGUAAAGAGCUGGCCAGGUCCAGGUGCCGGGUGGCCGAGGUGUUUGUGCGCCUGCUGGAGGAGAUGUGGAUGGGAAGGAGUUCCAGCUGUGCCCCCGUAGAGGCCAGGUCCGUGCUGUGCUCCAUCCUCCCCCAGUUCAACAACUAUUCCCAGCAAGACGCACAGGAACUGCUGCUCUCUCUCCUCAAUGCACUCCAUGAUGACCUCAAAAAGGUUGCAAAGCGUCACAUGCGCUCCUCGAAACAACAGCCGAGACAAGACCAGAAUAGAAACUGUGCCACUGCAGCUGGGGAGUCUACCAUUGUCUCGCAUCUGUUUGAGGGCCAACUGAGCUACAUGACCCUCUGCAUGCACUGCGAUCACCAGGCACACAGCACACAGACCUUCACUGUGUUGUCACUUCCAAUUCCAACACACAUCAAGUGCUCCAUUCAGGAUUGCCUGUCACUGUUCUUUGAGCAGACUGUCCUGACCGGGGGAGAGCAGAUGCUGUGUUCAGUGUGUGGGCUGAGGAGAGAAACGACAGUCCUCACCUGUUUGGACAAACCUCCCGAGAUCCUCAUGUUGCACCUGAAACGGUUUGGUUGUAAAGGAAAGAACCAGGUGAAACUGAGGACUAACGUUAUAUUCUCCACGAAGCUCGAUCUCACUCCAUUUCUAUCCAGCUCAGUACAGAACACUUCAUUUUCUUCAUACCACCUCUAUGCUGUUGUGAACCACACAGGUCAUCUUAACAUGGGUCACUAUACAGCUCUGUGUCAGAACGCCCUAACCCGGAUCUGGCACUGUUUUGACGACUCGGACGUCAGAGAGGUACAGGACAGCCUUGUGCAAUCACCAAAUGCCUAUAUGCUGCUCUACAGCUGCAAGCCCUUUCAAAAGCCAAACAUCCAUGGACUCUGAGCUCUCCAAGCAGGCCACAUCAAUCCAUAAUCAGUCUGACAACGUUAUGGAAGUCCAAUGCUAAAUCGUGGAGUGUAACAUCUUGUUUUUCUGCUGGCUUCUCCAAACCUCUACUCCAAAUAAACAUUCCAGCAUUGUGUGCCAUUAUUAUAGCCAACUGUUUCCAUGUAAUGUUUAUACACCAUAUUGUCUUAUACAGGUAGGGUUUCAUUCAGUCGUUUGCCUGUACAUACAUUUUUGUGACACCACCGUAGCUGAUAUAUCCUGAAACAUUCACAGACACAAAUGAACACACUAAUUUGAAGCAAUUUUAAUAAAUAGUCAUAUGAGUUGUUUGAGGUUAAUAUAAUCGUUAUAUCUGAAACAACUUUUUUUUUUUUAGAGCAUUAAGAAAUAAAAUGUACAAGUAAAAAACUGAUUAUGAUCUCAUGCCAGGCAAUAAAACUGUACUCAGGAAGUAGAGAGUCAAAUCCUGCCACCUCAGAUCUCUGGUCCAUUCAAAAAAAAAAAAAAAAAAAAAACACACAA
Molecule: messenger RNA, 3180 nt
Organism: Dicentrarchus labrax (European seabass)
Lineage: Eukaryota; Metazoa; Chordata; Actinopteri; Moronidae
Product: ubiquitin carboxyl-terminal hydrolase 2-like
Exons: 7
Coding region: 313-2652 (779 amino acids)
Biological process (GO): protein deubiquitination
Molecular function (GO): cysteine-type deubiquitinase activity
Source: RefSeq, a predicted model, not a curated record